Malania oleifera is the source of this 2697-nucleotide messenger RNA. RefSeq lists its product as uncharacterized. The record is from RefSeq and is a predicted model, not a curated record. The transcript has 6 exons. Gene Ontology annotation, biological process: protein transport. Bases 351 to 2279 code for a protein of 642 amino acids. NCBI's taxonomy places the organism in Eukaryota, Viridiplantae, Streptophyta, Magnoliopsida, Santalales, Ximeniaceae.
GUCCGAUGUCAUCAAUCAUAAUCUAGGCUGGCUCUGUGGGUUACUGCCCUUUAUAGGCUUAUAGCUUUGCUUCCAUUGUACUCGCUCUGUUGUUGAUGCUUGAUAGCGCGCUCUCUCUCUCUCUCUCUCUCUCUCUCACACACACACACAUACACACACACAGCUGUGUUCUCUAACGCCUCGGGUGUUCUUCAAUCUGCGCCCGCCUGGAGCUCCGUCAAUGGCGAAUUUCGUUCUGCCCGUGAUUUGCAUUUAAGCCUCCAUUUUCAGGUUUUAUAUCGAUCAUUCGCCUCACGUGUGUUAUCUGCUUCUCUCUGCCUCUCGCUCUGACUUUGGAAGCCAGAUCGAAGAUGCUCGACGGCUUCUUAGGCCGAGGCUUUGCCUCUAAAUGUAAGUCGUCGAUCAAGCUGACGAGAACGCGAAUUGACGCGAUAAGGAGGAAGAGGAGCGCGACGCAGAAGUUUCUGAAGAAAGAUAUAGCCGAUCUGCUUGUUAACGGCCUCGAAAUUAAUGCGUAUGGAAGGGCUGAAGGACUUCUACUUGAGCAGCGUCUUUCGUCCUGUUAUGAUUUUAUUGAGCAAUCUUGUGAAUGCAUAUUGGAGCAUCUUUUAGUCCUACAAAAGCAGAGUGAAUGCCCCGAGGAAUGCAGGGUGGCUGUAUCUUCUCUGAUGUUUGCUGCUGCAAGAUUUUCAGAUUUGCCAGAGCUGCGUGAUCUCAGGCAAAUGUUUCAGGAGAGAUAUGGGGAUUCACUCGAAUAUUUUGUAAAUCAAGAGCUUGUUGAGAACUUAGCCUCAAAACCUCCUACAUUGGAGAAGAAAGUCAAUUUAUUGCAAGACAUUGCAUCAGAGUUUUCCAUAGAGUGGGACUCCAAGGCUUUUGAACGAAGAAUGUCCAAACCCCCUACAUCUGCGUUGGACCAAACUAAGACGCACAGAUAUUUCUUUGCUGAUGAUAAACACAAUUUACUGAAUGGUACAGACAAUACACACAAGCUCCCUCUUGGCGAGGAUGCUGUGCCUAUAACAGCUCAGGAAUACAAACCCCCCAAUGGCAAGGAGGCUAUGCCAAAGACAGGUAAGGAAUACAAACUCCCCAUUGGCAAGGAAGCUGCACCAAAAACAGAUAAUGAUGAUGCCUUAGCUAAAGAAAGGCAUAGACUGACUAAUGGGAGGAAUUAUGAUGCCUAUGAAAGAGAUGAGAUGAUUGAAAGACAAAAACUUCCUCUUCACAAACACAAGCCAUCCAAAAGCAGGGAUUCAACUUUGCAUGAAACAGAAAACCAUGAUAUUUCUUUCCAAGGCAGGCGUGAAUACAGUGAUGUUCAGCAUGAAUCAAAUGUGAAGGAGGAGGAAAUUGCUCCGAAGACGGUCAGACUGGGCAGCUCAUCUCAUGGGCUUCCAGUAAAAAAUGAUCGUACAGAAAUAUCAUUUACAGGUAAUAACCAGGAUGGCCAACACUGUACUGUUAAUUCUAUCAGGGAAGUUGAGGAAGAAGAAAGAGAGAGGAUAAAAAAGCCACACUACAAUAAUGCCCUCCCUCCUCCCUAUCACAAAUCGAAACAUAGCAAGCAUGGGGUUAGUGUACGGACUAAGAAUGCUAGUUUUGAUUGUAAUGGAGCCCCACUAGACCCUUCAGUCUACUUUAGAGCUGAUGCUGGUGCUACACCAGAGGGGAUCCAAAUAGGAUCAGAUCUGCAUGGCCAUGAGGAACAUUAUUAUCAGGAAGAUAUAACUGCCAGCCCUGUGCCAAGACGAAGAUCAUCCAGGAGGAGACACUUAAGAUCGCAGUCCAGUCAUGAUGAUAGGGUCAAUUUAGAAGAUACUGGUGUUGCAAGGAAAAGUUCAAGUAGCAGGAGAAGGGACAGAUCUAGACGGGGCUUGCAAGUGUUGAUUGAGGAUGAGCAUCAUCAGAAGGAUGAAGAGGAAAGAAUGAUUGACAAACUGCUGUUGCAUUAUAGUAAGAAACCAUCAGCCUACGAACCAGAAAAGGUGAAACAAAAAUUAGGAGCCAGUCCUUCACACCGCAAUUCCCUUGAUGUUGCUGAAUUGAAGCACCGCAGAAGCAGAGAUGAGCCUGAAGUGAAAUCUGAGAAGGUUUCUACCCCAGUAAGAUCAUCUUCUCUUCCUCGGGAACAAGCACCUCCAUUGGAGGCUGCAAAAACAUUUACCCGGGCCUCUUCCCUCCAGCCAAAUAUGUUGAGUCCUGCCCGGCACGUGCAUCCUAAGCUACCAGACUACGAUGAUUUGGCUGCACGGUUUGCAGCUAUGAAGGCAAAGUAAGUAUUCUGGAGCACUUGGGAUUCUUUAUCAUCAUAUAUCCAUAUAUUGCAUUGAUGCCAUCUCUUUGGAGGUUAAGCUUAAUUCUAUUAGUUGAGUUGGACCAUAGCACCACUUGCAUGGAUACGGCCCUUUGUGCAUGGGGCUGGCAUUACUCUUUCUGUAAUCCAUAGCAUUUGUAGGCACUAUGAUUAGUUUCAUUUCAAUUUCCGUACUUCUUGAGCUGUAAAAUUUGUAACUGUGUGUGACCCUAUAUGAUACAGAUUCUACAAGCUAGACAUAGAAGUUUAGCUUGUAGUUGCUAGUCACCAGUAUCCCUGUUCCAAUUGGUGGUAGUAACAUAGCUCUUUGUUUUGCAAGUGUUAUCAUACUAUUGAUUUGGAAAUUCUUAAUGUCGAGAAAAAAAAAAAGGAUUUUGAAA